GUACUAUAUAAAUGAGACCCCAGUUCUAGCUACCUAGCUACCAUCUGAACAGUAUUCUUAGAUCUUUAUUUCUGAAAGGGAUCAGUUUUCCUCAGGUGCCAUGAAGGCACUAGUAGCUUUAAUAUUGCUUAUUCAGCUUCCAAUUCACAAAGCUGUACCAGCAACUCCCCCUGCUCCCUUGGGCUGUGAUGACCCAGAAUCUGAAGCAGCAGCUGAAUUUGCUGUGAAUUAUAUUAAUGGCCACAGUCACCACGGAUACAAGUUUGCCUUAAACAGAAUCGACAAUAUCCGCGUGCUACCCCAGGAGCUGAAUAAUGAAAUAGUGUUUCUUGAACUUGACUUAUUAGAGACCACAUGCCACAUUCUCAGCCCUACACCUCUUGCAAAUUGCACAGUAAGGAGCUUCACACAGCAUGCAGUUGAGGGUGACUGUGAUGUCAAACUGCAGAAGUUGGAUGGAAAGCUAUCUGUACUUGCUAGUAAAUGCCACUCACAUGCAGACUCAAGUGAAGAUGUUCUCCAACUCUGCCCUGACUGUCCACUGCUGGCAAGUUUAAAUAACACUGAGGUAUUAACAACUGUUACAGCUGCACUCAAUGACCACAACAGCAAAACUGCUGAUGCUUACCUCAGACUCCUUGAGAUUGGAAGAGCCAAAAUACAGUAUCACCCAGUGCAUAUUGUCUACGUUGAGUUUGCUGUGGCUGCCACGAACUGCUCAGCAGAAGCAGCUAAAGAUAAUGCGGAGGCUUGUCAACUGCUGCCUGACGAUCAGUCUAAUUUUGGUUUCUGCACAGCAACAAUGGCAACACAGCCCUCACAGAACCUCCAAGUGGACUGCCAGCUCUAUGGACAUCAGCCUGGAGUUACCUACUUUCAACCAGGUCAAGUUACAUCAGCAGGACUGGUGCCCAGUGUGGUACAAGGCUUCACAAAUCAUAAUCUCAGGCUUUCCCACAAUAGCCCUUUUGCAUCUGAAUCCAGCUCUUCAGAAUUUCCUACUUCCAUGCUCUCAGCAAAAUCUGUAGCAAAGAGAGCAGUUGCAGAGGUUGCUCAGCAUGACAAAGUACCUCGCCCAGUUGGCUUUGUGCCUCCUCCUCCUCCUCCUCCAUGCCCUGGGAAGAUUCGCCAUUUCAAGAUAUAGGCUGUGUUACAGACAUGGAAAUGCAUCUAACUGGAGGAACAGCGUGCAGCAGCAGCUUCAACACACAGACAACAACAUCAAGUGCAAAUAGGUGAGAAUGCUUGACUCUGAGCCCAAACGAGUUUUACCCUCUGGAGAGCAGAGCCAUGGCCAGGAUCUUGCAAAGGCCUGCUUCAAAAUAUAGGUGAUUACAAACACACAGCAGUUGUUUUCUCUACCUACAGGGAUGGUCUAGUUAAAAUGCAGAAAAUAUUGUUUCAAUGAAACUGUUGUAAGAGCUAUACAACAGUUGUAGCUUUGUGAUAGAAACACCACCUGAAAGGUUACUUCACAAUAAAAUGUUCAACAGAAA
This is a messenger RNA of Grus americana (Whooping crane), 1496 nucleotides long. RefSeq names its product alpha 2-HS glycoprotein (gene AHSG). Lineage: Eukaryota; Metazoa; Chordata; Aves; Gruiformes; Gruidae. Gene Ontology annotation, cellular component: extracellular matrix; extracellular region; blood microparticle. The coding region runs from base 101 to 1144 and encodes 347 amino acids. Gene Ontology annotation, molecular function: cysteine-type endopeptidase inhibitor activity. The record is from RefSeq and is a predicted model, not a curated record. Gene Ontology annotation, biological process: negative regulation of endopeptidase activity. The transcript has 7 exons.